Molecule: messenger RNA, 387 nt
Organism: Staurois parvus
Lineage: Eukaryota; Metazoa; Chordata; Amphibia; Anura; Ranidae
Source: the annotation of a GenBank genome assembly
AUGGUUCAGAACGUGAUUCUGGUCUUUUUCCGCAGGCGCCUGAGCCAAAGACCAGCUGUGGAGGAACUGGAAAGAAGGAAUAUCCUAAAACAGAGAAAUGACCAGACAGAGCAAGAAGAACGAAGGGAAAUCAAGCAGAGGCUGACAAGAAAGCUCAAUCAAAGGCCAACAGUAGACGAACUGCGAGAGAGAAAAAUCCUGAUACGAUUUAGUGAUUAUGUGGAGGUGGCAAAAGCCCAGGAUUACGAUAGAAGAGCAGACAAGCCAUGGACCAGAUUAUCUGCAGCAGACAAGGCUGCCAUUCGAAAAGAACUAAAUGAAUAUAAAAGCAAUGAGAUGGAAGUACAUGCUUCAAGCAAACAUUUGACCAGGUAUCACAGACCGUAA